AUGCUCGGGAGUUUCUCUGCUAUGCCGAGUCUGUCAGACUUAGGGAAUGCAACUUACAAUAACAAGGCACGGCCAAUACGGUCAACAUCUGCGGCUGCUGCUCAGUCCGAGAAUACCCAACCACCGGAAUCAUCUAGCGUCCUUGCUCGAACUGCCGUAUCGCUUGAAUACGCCUCUCUCAGGCACGCGGGCCACUGUCCUCUAGGCAUCUACGUCGUACCCUCCUCGAGCAAUCUGCUCGUCUGGGAUGCAGUGUUCUUUGUUCAUCAGGGAUACUACGCAGAUUCCAUCUUGAAAUUCCGGUUGACAUUCCCUGUCAAUUAUCCAGAAAGCCCACCAGUUGUAUCAUUUGUAACUGACGUGUUCCAUCCGUUAAUCUCGACCUCCGGUUCUUUCAAUCUGAGCCCACGGUUCAGGCCAUGGAGACCGAAGGAGCAUCAUGCCUUUGAUGUUCUCCAUUGGAUUAAAGUCGCGUUCAAGAAACACGCUCUUGAUAAAUUCCAGGAGUCUGAUUGUUACAAUAAAGAAGCUUUCCGACUGUACCGGGAGUCAACUCAAUCCUUUGCAGCACUUGCAACACAGUCUGCUUCUUUAUCACAGUCUGAAUCUGCGCUGUUUGAUCAAGAUCAUCCUUCGCCCAUGGGCAAUGUUGGCUCAGAGAUCGUGUUUAAGAAAAUGACUCCCGACCAGCUCGCCCAACAGAGAUCAAAGUUCGGUUUACAGCAAUGGGACGCGCAAAAAUGA
Molecule: messenger RNA, 744 nt
Organism: Cyclocybe aegerita
Lineage: Eukaryota; Fungi; Basidiomycota; Agaricomycetes; Agaricales; Hemipholiotaceae
Source: the annotation of a GenBank genome assembly